Magallana angulata is the source of this 2381-nucleotide messenger RNA. RefSeq lists its product as uncharacterized. The coding region runs from base 40 to 2268 and encodes 742 amino acids. The transcript has 2 exons. Lineage: Eukaryota; Metazoa; Mollusca; Bivalvia; Ostreida; Ostreidae. The record is from RefSeq and is a predicted model, not a curated record.
GUUGCGUACACAAGAGAGCAGCAUGCGAAAAACUGUACAAUGGCAUUAAUGAAAGACGAGGAGAGCAUUCCAAAUUUGAGUGAAUUUCAACUCUUUUGUUCGACUCCGUUAGAUGGUCAUAAGAGACAAAUUUCAGAACCACAAAUCAUAAAGGAAGAAAUCAACAGCCAUAAAAUUCUGCCAGAAAUUUAUGGCGAGAUACCCGCUUAUACUGCUCAAUCACUGAAAGAACUGAAAUCAUCUCUAAUGUCUGCAUCUUUGAAUUGUGAAUCGGCAGAUAUGCAUGAGACAUCGCACGAUAUCUCAAGCUCUAAUUCUCAAAACAACCUUUAUGAUAUCCAGUGGAGGUUUCAUCCAAAUGUGUGGCAAAUGGAGAAUAUAACAAGAUGUUUGGAUUUUCAACAUUUGAAUUCAGGAAACACUGAGCCGGUAAAUAACGAUAAUAUCACGGGUUCCCCCCAUGUUUCCAAUUCCUUAGAAGAAGAUAUCUCUCUAUGUUCAUCAGAAAGCACUUUUUCUAGUACUCAGAUAGCAACAGAACGUCCACAUGAAAGAGAAGUGGACGAGGAAAGCUGUAAACUGUACGAGGAAGAGAGGAUGAUUAACGCAAACACCCAGCCAAAGACCAUGGAGGAUGAAAUUCUGGUGCCAGAAUGCUUAUCCAACACUGGAAACUUCGAUUUAAAAUGUUCUAGUUCUAUAGAUCAGGUUUCCUUUCGUCACACCUCAGAGCAAAACUACGAUAUACAAGAUCUUGUUAAACUCGGAAACAAUAAACUUGCACACGCCGGAACAACAUCAAGUUGCACUGCACAACGAAAUCCUGUACCUCCAAUCCAAGACACAAGAGUCGAGCGAAGCAAGCAGGCGAUGCCCUCUGGUGGUGUCGUUUGGUCGAGUCACCGAGUUAUGGAGAGCCUCGUUGACCAUGAUGAUGACACUGCUGAAAAAGAAGAUGUUGGUACUCACUCCGUUGACACCAAUUUUGAUGUUGAAAACAAUAAUGAAAAUCACCACAAAUUAUUACGAAUACGAAAUAAUUGCACCAAAGUGACAACAUCCUGUAAUUCUCAACCUGUGGUUGUUCACCAGCUAGACGCCUUUGAAGGCAGUAGUCACAGUUAUGGUGGCGAAGAAAGGCAAGUCGCCGUGGUUAAAGAAAUAAAAAAUGGAAAACAUCAAUCUUCCGAUAAAACGGCGAUAGAUAUUUCACGGGACAAACAUGGCAGGAAGAAACAAACUACAGAAAUAAAAGAAGCCCCCGUGAACACCCUAGCUCUUCGCAAAGCCUAUGAUGAAAAGCAGAGAGCUGAAACGAGGAAACACAUCCACCAAACGCCAAAGAAGGAGGAAUACAAAGAAUGUGUUUGCGAAAAGAUGAGCAGAAAUAGAUCGCGCCGUCGAAGAUUACAUGAAAACGUAGAACUGCCAAAAAUCGUCUCAACUGAGAAAGUUUUCAAAUACAAAGCAAAUAAAGUGGCAAAUAUGCCAUUGAAGGAAAAUCUUGCAAUCUAUAACGGGCCAGGGAGAAUACUUGUGGUAAAAUUGGAAUCUGAAACAUGUCAACAGGCGUUCAUAGAUAGAAUGAUCCAUCUUGAUCGGCUGGAAAAAGAUGACCAAUCCAGUACUCAGCCGCCCCAGGAUGAAAGUGUCGACGAGUAUAAAGAUGAUUUUGAAUGCGAUGAGAAAAACGAUUCUGCCCUUUCUUCCAAAGAAGACGAGUGCAAUCAAUUUCAGAGCACCAUUACAGUGGAUCAAAUAACACACAAGCAAAGAGCAGAGAGACAAGUGCGCAAGGAGAAUUCGUACCUCGAGAUAUCACGUCGCUUGAAAACCUCGCUGAGUUCUAGAAACGUCUUGUUCACUAGACAACCUAACGUCUGCAGUGGUGGUGGGUACGCGGUUACCACCAGUGAAAUGUUCCACAUCACUUCUGAUACCACGCCAUCCAACUCUUCAGGCACAGACUCGGAUGAUUCCUCUAGGAAGGAACUCGUACGAUUCCCGUCUAUACAGAUGAAUAAUUUUGUCUCACAGAGAUUUCCCAGAAACGCAUUUUCACAAGGUAGGGUCGGCAUGUUUAGAAAUCGACAAGUUAGGGAGAAGGCAGUAGAGAUAUAUCGCAGACGAUCAGAACAACUGCAUCAGCCGCCGCCACGAUAUACCCACCACGUGAAACUGCCGAAACUCCCCGCCAUAAGAAGGAGACAAACCCCCAACAACAGUUUCAGAGAAUCGCCCUCUAAUAGAAACACAAGAAGAAGAUAGCCCAUUCAUCGAUAUCACGAUAAUAUAGAAUAUCAUAUCAGACAAACAAGAACUAACGCCGAAAAAUUCAUGAUAAACCGGUACUCCUCUAUAUAUGUAAACAGAAAUAUAUG